Messenger RNA from Mya arenaria, 2010 nucleotides. RefSeq lists its product as uncharacterized. The transcript is spliced from 2 exons. Gene Ontology annotation, molecular function: glycosyltransferase activity. NCBI's taxonomy places the organism in Eukaryota, Metazoa, Mollusca, Bivalvia, Myida, Myidae. The record is from RefSeq and is a predicted model, not a curated record. Bases 425 to 1678 code for a protein of 417 amino acids.
AAUCGGACCGUCCAUCGCGAUUAUUUUAAAUCGAUGCCUCACUUAAAUAAGGUGUCUCAGAAUAAGGAUGUGUGAAUCAAUUCAUUUGUAGAAUAUAUGGAAGUGUUUCCAUGGAUUAAUUUUACGGAUUAAAAUUCACAUUAGUUAAGUGACAGUGACGGGGAAUCGAUGAAUUGUAAACGAGUGUCAAUGACAAUUAUAAAAAAAGUACACUUCUAAGAUUUUUAUGAGACAAAAACCGCUGGAGAAAGCUUAUGAAAGUAAAAUAGUUAUGUCGAUAAAAUUGGGACGUAAUUGGUAUUCGGAAUAAUUCAAUACAUCAAACUGAAACAUUUUAAAAGACAUACCAGAAGAAAAAAAGGCAUAACAUUGAUUUGAUAGAUGAAAAUAAACAUUUAAAAACAGAAGGAAUUGUGUGCAUACCAUGAAGAUCCCUUCAACGAAACAUUGCAUAUGUUUUAUUAUAUUCUACAUAUUUCUUGUGGUGUGUUUCGUAUCUUUAGUAUUUCAUAGAAGACAUAUUAGUAUGCGUGACUACUCGUUGCUCAACAACAGGAAAAUACUAAUUAGUAAAUACACAGUCGAAGGAGUUUUUGCCAUUGCAGAAGAAGAUUCAUUCACACAAAGCGCAGGGAAAUAUAUUAAUUACUCACACGCCUUCAGUUAUAAACCAUUUAACAUUUUAAAGCCGAAGUUCGGAGACUUGUGGAGUGAAACUGUAUUUUUAAAAAAUCCUGACAACAUCGCUUUAAUUGGAACGCAGUCCCAAGAAAAGCUUCAGGGAGAGAUAGUCGUUGUCAGGAAUGGAACACUCGACCUUAACACGGACUGUGGAUACCGUGCGAGCUCCUCUGCUGUGAAAAGAAAUCAAACAAAAGGAAUAACACAAUGGUAUUCCAGUAUUAUUCCAUUGUAUGUUCCUGAUGGGCAUACAUUCCAACAUUUUCUAGAUGGUAUGUUACCAAAGAUUAUACAAGUUCUGCCAACAAUGCGAAUGUUUAAAGCUAAACUUCUUUUACGCUACCCACGAGAUGAAAUUAUCUUUGAUAUUUUAAAAAAACUGAACAUUUCUAGGGAGCAGUUGAUAUUUAUUGACUCUACAAAUGUCACAGUUGGUGCAGAUUUCUUAAUAUUUACUUGCAUAACACCUCCUUUGCAUCCAUAUCUUUGGAAAACAGCACGCAAAAUGGUCGGCGCACCUGAAAUCCCGGACGCGUGGACAAGAGAAUUUGGAAUGGUUAUUCUUUUGACGAGAAAGGGGUGCCACAAUUGUGGUAGAAUUAUUCAAAACGAAGUUGAAGUUUUACACUUCCUAGAGUCGCGAUAUGGCAAAGAUACCGUAUCCCUGUUUCAGGGAUCUAAAACAUUAUUGGAAUCAAUAGAUACAUUUGGAAAGGCAAGAAUAAUCAUUGGUGCACACGGUGGUGCCUUCUACAACAUAAACUUUGCCCCGGCUGAGACGGUUUUGGUGGAAGUUAUGCCAACCAACGAUGAUGGUAGCGAACUGGCGGCUUCCAAAACCAUUUUCUGGGCACAAGCAGACAUGUUGGACCAAGUUUAUUGGAGAAUUUGUGAAAGACCGCUUAAUGACAAAGGAGAUGUCAAUGUCAAUAUUAUAGUUUUAGAAAACAUUUUAGAAAUAGUGGACAAUAAGCAAUUAAAAACAAAAACAGUAUAGGGAAUGAAAACAAUCGAUUGGCCGGUUUCAAUUUUCUACAAUGAUUUCGUUAAAGCAUACAUGUCGUGAUGAAAUACCGUUUAGAGAAAGAGCAGAUGUGGAUGUGGUCUCAUGUUUGGCAAAAGUAACUGUAAACGUUGCUGAUUUAUAUAGAAUAAUACAAAUUAAUUCUUGUGUUAACAUCUUAAACGUUUGAUCAAUUGUAAAAUGACAUAUUGUCAAAACGUAAAACAGAUAUAGAUGCAAAAUAGCAGCACUUGUCAUAUGUGUAUGAUUUAAUGUGUAUACUUUUGUUUAAGAAGAUUGUACAUACUAAUAAAGGUAAGAGUGAU